CUUAAUUUUGAUUUCUCGAUCAUAUUAGGAUAUCGUUUACGUUAAAAACGAUGAUGGCAGAGAUCUUCAUCCAAACAUCUUGAUAUAAAAAUAUGUAUCUUCUUCAUAUCUUGCAAAAUUCUUUGAAUCGAAUAAAAAAUUAUAUGUGCGCAUGUAGACUGUCCUUGUGUUCCCUCUCUAUUUGUUUACGCCUUUCUCCACACGCGCAUAUCAGAGUGAUGCGUAUACUGUGCCCGCUUUGGGUAAUUCCAAUCUCGUAGCAUACAGUAUAUCCAGUAGAUGGACGACAGCGAAUGCGCGAGCAACGAUAUGCAAGUAGACGCAUAUUGCAAUUAAUAAUACUUCACGUUUGGUGCGUCUUAUCAUGCGGAUUAUUCUACGAAUUUCUACACUACUAAUAAUUUAUGCCUGUAUCGAUGGUGAUCUACUGUGUAACGGAGCAGCUAAUUGCACUGACAGAUCGGAUGAAGAUUCGAAAUUAUACAGCAGAAUUGGAUGGCCAUUAUCUCUACAAACGGUACGACCACCAACGGAAACGAUACGACCGUCACCAGUACAGACUCCUAGACGAAUACGAUCUCCUGUGACGCCUGCACCCAACACUUGCAAAGUACCUUCGCAACCACAAAAUGGUCAAUGGAAGUUACAUCCAGACCAAUGCUCAAGUGAACAGGAAUGUAACGUCGCACAAAAAACGGAAUUGGGAUUAGGAUCUCUUCUCGUCUACUCUUGUUUUUCAGGAUUUAAAAUAAGAGGUUUGCCCUACGUGAGCUGCAUUAUUGGGGGAAAAUGGAUUAAUAUACCAGAUUGCAUACCAGAUAUACGCUGUAAACCUUUAAGUACAGCAUCUGUUGACGCUACAUGUACGUAUGAUGGUGAAUGGGUUUCAUGUGAAUCUCCUGUACAACCGAGAACAACAGCGGUAUUGCAAUGCCGAAAUAGUUAUCGGCCAGAAACAAAUCCACUUUCCGAACAAAGAAAUAACGUGAGAUGUAAUGAAAAUGGUCAAUGGGAACCGGAACCUAUGCGAUGCAUCCCAGUCUGCGGCACUAUUCCUCCUGAUAUUGUACCACUCAUUAUGGGUGGUAAUCGACCAAAUAUCACGGAAUUUCCAUGGCAUGCCUCACUAUACCGCAAUGUAAACGAGCAAAAGCAAUUUUUUUGUGGAGCGACUAUUAUUCAAGAAAAUCUCUUGAUAACGGCAGCACAUUGUGUAUAUGAUGAGAGCACUAGGAAACUAAUUCAAGCCAAGUCAAUUUAUGUAUUAACGGGGAAUAUCUUUCGUGAUUACGAUCAUCCCGCACACGAUCAAAGAAUUGUUAAAAAGAAUCAGGUGAAACGUAUUUACAUCAUACGCAAUUAUUUAGGACUUAUAGGAAAUUAUAUUUGGGAUAUUGCGAUAUUAGAACUCACCAGGCCGUUCGUAUUGUCAACUUGGUUGGUUCCUGUAUGCAUAGAUACUUUAAACAGUAACAACAGGAAUGUAUUGGAAGUCGAUUCUUAUGGAAAGGUAGCAGGAUUUGGUAGAACCACGCACGGUGGGUCUAGCGCGGUCUUACAGGCUCUGACAGUGCCCAUGAUUCCACUUAGCCAAUGCAGGUUCACGAGUCAACAAUUUGAAACGGAACAACUUAUCACCGUUGACAAAUUUUGUGCAGGCUACACGAAUGGUUCUAGUGUUUGUGAUGGUGAUAGUGGCGGUGGAUUAGUUUUUAAAACCAAUAGUUUGUGGUACCUCGGUGGUAUUGUUAGCGUUUCUCUCGGCACAUUUCGAGAGAGUGACGGAAGUAUUCGUUGUGGGAAUUCAUAUUCCUUAUUUACAAAAGUGUCCAGCCAUAUUUCAUGGAUAGAAGAUGUUGUUUCAAAAAUAGAACGAAAUCAAAUCCAAAUGUUAUGCUCAUCUGAGUCUCAAACUAAAUGCUCGUAUUUUGAUAAUAAGUAUUCCCUUUUAUAUGAACUCGGGUUCUUUUACCAGUAUCUGGUUGGAAUCUGGACGGUGGAGAAAGCGGAAACUAUAUACUUUAUGCCAGGAAAGGGCAAAAGAUUUGGCGGGGAAGAUAUCAGAGAGUUUUCAAUAAACAUGAAUAUGAAUUAUUUUUCUGUGCAAACCAAGGAUGCAUAUGGAGGUGAAUGCGAUGAUGUUGAUUAUGCAUCUCUUACACCAGCAGAACCGGAAGAACAAUGUGGAUGGACCGCAGUGAAUGCUCGAACAACGAUAUAUAAGGAAGCGCGGAUUGCAGUUAGUAAAACUUUACGUACGGUGUGUUUUAACAUGCGGAUUGUUCGACAAAUUUCCACGCUACUAAUAAUUUAUGGAGUCUGUAUCGAUGGCCUACUAUGUAUCGGAGCAACUAAUUGUACCGAUAGAUCGGAUGAAAAUUCGAAAUUAUGCAGCAGAAUUGGAUGGCCAUCAUUUCUAAAGUUGAUUCGACCACCAAUGGAAACGAUACGACCGCCACCAGUACAGAUUUCUAGACGAAUACGAUCUCCUGUGACGUCUGCAUCUAAUACUUGUAAAGUACCUCCGCAACCGCAAAAUGGUCAAUGGAAGUUACAUCCAGACCAAUGCUCAGGUGAACAGGAAUGUAACGUCGCACAAAAAACGGAAUUGGGAUUAGGAUCUCUUCUCGUCUACUCUUGUUAUUCGGGAUUUAAAAUAAGAGGUUCAGUCCAUGUGACUUGCAUUAUUGGAGGAAAAUGGAUUAAUAUACCAGAUUGCGAACCAGAUGUACGCUGUAAACCUUUAAGUACAGAAUCUGUUGACGCUACAUGUACGUAUGAUGAUGAAUGGGUUUCAUGCGGAUCUUCUGUACGACCGGAAACAAAAGCGACAUUAAAAUGUCGAAAUGGUUAUCGGCCUGAAACUAAUUCACUUUCCAGACAAAGAAACAAUGUGAGAUGUAAUGUAAACGGUCAAUGGGAACCGGAACCUAUGCGAUGCAUUUCAGUAUGUGGCACUAUUCCUCCUGAUAUUGUACCGCUCAUUGUGGGUGGUAAUCGACCAAAUAUCACGGAAUUUCCGUGGCAUGCCUCACUAUACCGCAAUGUAGACGAGCAAAAGCAAUAUUUUUGUGGGGCGACUAUUAUUCAAGAGAAUCUCUUGAUAACGGCGGCUACUUGUGUAUAUAAUGAGGAAACUAGGAAACCAGUUCAAGCCAAGUCAAUUUAUGUAUUAACGGGAAACAUCUUUCGCGAUUACGAUAGUCCCUUGCACGAUCCAAGACUCGUUCACAAGAAUCAGGUGAAACGUAUUUACAUCAGACGCAGUUAUCUAGGACUUGUAGGAAAUUAUCUUUGGGAUAUUGCGAUAUUAGAACUUGUCAGGCCGUUCGUAUUGUCAACUUGGUUGGUUCCUAUAUGCAUAGAUAUUUUAAACGAUAGGGAUAAUGUAUUGGAGGUCGGUUCUCUGGGAAAAUUAGCGGGAUUUGGUAGAACCGCACACGGUGAAUCUAGCGCGCUCCUACAGGCUCUGACAGUGCCCGUGAUUUCACUUAGCCAAUGCAGGUCCGCAAGCCAAAAUGCUAAUACGGAACAAUUUAUCACCAUUGAUAAGUUUUGCGCAGGCUACACAAAUGGUUCUGGUGUUUGUGAUGGUGAUAGUGGUGGUGGAUUAGUUUUUAAAACCAAUAGUUUGUGGUACCUCCGUGGUAUUGUUAGUGUUUCGCUCGGCACGAUACAAGAGGGUGGAAAUGCUUAUUGCGACUAUAACUUGUAUUCUUUAUACACAAAAGUAUCCAGCCAUAUUUCGUGGAUACAAGAUGUCAUUACAAAAAUAGAAGAAAAUCAAAUCCAAAUCUUAUGCUCAUCUGAGUCUGAAACUAAAUGCUCGUAUUUUGAUAAUAAGUAUUCCCUUUUAUAUGAACUCGGGUUCUUUUAGUACCUCUUCUUAGAUUUUUAGUACCUCUACAAAUUGUAGUGCAGUUACACUUUCGCCGGGAAACUAAACCUGUAUAUAUUAUUUUAUAUGAAUUAUAAUAAAUUCUUUAAAAAGUAUGACAGAUUCUAUCGGUAGUAGUAACGUGAUGUACAAAUCAAUUUUUUUUUUUAUACCAAAUUGAAUCAAAUGUUUCAUUGAAAUUUGUAAUAACAAUUAAAUUGUUAGAUUAAAUUUUAAUGAUUCAAUUUACGCGUAUUUUGUUUAAACACCUCACAUCAUAAUACAUUUUUCUUCGUAUGUAAAUAUGAACUAAUUGUUAUAUAUAGAACCCUGAAAUAGUUGGCAGGCCCUCCUUCUUAUUUGUUUAGUAACAUAAAUGUAUCACCUGUGGAAGAUGAAAAACUCGAAAUCGUGCAUAAUGGUGUUUAGAUAUAAAUCAUCUAUUUCCAUAUUAAAUAUACAGAAAAAA
Molecule: messenger RNA, 4346 nt
Organism: Solenopsis invicta (red fire ant)
Lineage: Eukaryota; Metazoa; Arthropoda; Insecta; Hymenoptera; Formicidae
Exons: 14
Coding region: 365-3877 (1170 amino acids)
Biological process (GO): proteolysis
Molecular function (GO): serine-type endopeptidase activity
Source: RefSeq, a predicted model, not a curated record